CCCUUCUGCUCACUUUAUCCCUGAGGAAGCUGCUCCUGUCACACAAGCUUCACUAACCAAUCAGAGUCUCGGGCCGGUGGUCCAACCAAGAGCGCCGAACCGCAACGGGAGGCGGGUUAAUUCCGGCCGCCAUAUUCCGGACUUCACUGAGCAGCUGAGGGGGUAUCCGCGAGUGCUGCGCAGUGAGCGUCCUGCGGGGAGCUGAGGAGAGCACCGGAACCCGGCCAUGGACCCUGUGGCCUUUGAGGAUGUGGCUGUGAACUUCAGCCAGGAAGAGUGGGCCUUGCUGAAUCCUUCUCAAAAGACUCUCUACAGAGAUGUGAUGCUGGAAACCUGCAGAAACCUCACUGCUACAGGAACUACAUGGGAAAACCAGAAUAUUGAAGACCAUUGUAAAAAUUCCAGAAUAAUUCUAAGUUACCUGGUAGAGACACUCUAUGAGAAUGAAGAAUGUAGUCAGGGUGAAGAAAUCUUAACCUGGAUGCCAAAUCGCAAUAUGAGCAUGAACAUUUCUACUGGACUGAAGCCAUGUGAAUGCAGUGUUUGUGGCAGAGUUUUAAUGUGUCAUUCAUCCUUUAAUAGUCAUACCAUAUCUCACUCUGGAUGCAAACCAUAUGAGCAUGAAGAAUAUGGAAAUACGCAACAGAACUGCAGUUCUCUUCCAUGUCUUCAAAGAAACAUAGGAAACCACACAGUGAAUGGACCUUGUGAAUGUGAGAUAUGUUUAAAAUCCUUUGGUUUUUCCAGUUCAUUUGGAAUGUGUCGAAAAACUCACAAUGGAGAAAAACUCUAUGAAUACAGACAGUGUGGAAAGGCCUCUGGUUGUCCUAGUUCACUUCGCACACAUGGAGGAACACAUGCUGAAGAAAAAUACUAUGGAUGUAAUCAGUGUGGUAAGAUUCUGAGUUCUUUCAGUUCCCUUCAAACACAUGAAAGAAUUCAUACUGAAGAAAUACCCUAUGAAUGUAAACAAUUUGGUAAUGCCUUUAGAUGUCACAAAUCGUUUCUCUGCCAUAAAAAGAUUCAUUCUGGGGAAAGCCCCUUUGAAUGUAAACAAUGUGGGAAGUCCUUCAUUUACCCUUCUUUACUUCAAAUGCAUCAAAGGACUCACACUGGUGAAAAGCCCUGUGAAUGUAAACAAUGUGGUAAAGCCUUUAGAUGUCACAGUUCUCUUCAAUUGCAUGAACAGUCUCAUAUAGGAGAAAAACCCUAUGAAUGUAAACGAUGUUGUAAAGCCUUUGCAUGUCACCGUUCUCUCCGAUUACAUGAAAGAAUUCAUACUGGAGAAAACCCCUAUGAAUGUAAACAAUGUGGUAAUUCCUUCCCUUACCUGUAUUUACUUAAAACACAUAUAAGAACUCACACUGGUGAAAAACCCUAUAUAUGUAAACACUGUGGUAAAGCCUUCACAAGUCACAGUUGUCUUCGAUUACAUUGGGGAACUCAUAAUGGAGAGAAACCCCAUGAAUGUAAAGAAUGUGGUAAAGCCUUCCUGUAUCCAUAUUUACUUAAAACACAUCUAAGAACUCACACUGGUGAAAAGCCCUAUGGGUGUAAGCAAUGCAGCAAAGCCUUCAGGAGUCACAGAUCCCUUCGUAAACAUAAAUCAGUUCAUGAUGAGGAAAAGCCUUAUGAAUGUAAGCAAUGUGGUGAAGGCUUCAGAUGGCAUAGGUCACUUCAAGUACAUGAAAGAAUUCAUGCUGGAGAAAGACCAUAUGAGUGUAAACAAUGUGGUAAAGCCUUUAGACGGCGCCGUCAUCUUAGAUUACAUGAAAGAACUCAUACCAGUGAGAAACGCUAUCAAUGUAAACAAUGUUAUAAAGCUUUCAAGGGUUACAGUUCUCUUCGAAGGCAUGAAGGAAUUCACACUGGACGAAAGCCCUAUGAAUGCAAGCAGUGUACUAAAGCCUUCAUUUACCCUUAUUUACUUCAUAGACAUGAAAAAAUUCACAUGGGUAAAAAGCCCUAUGAAUGUAAACAGUGUUGUAAAGCUUUCAAGGGUUACAGUUCUCUUCAAAUUCAUGAACGAAUUCAUUCUGAACAAAAGCUAUAUGAAUGUAAGCAAUGUGAUAAAGCCUUCAAAUGGUAUAGGUCACUUCAACUACAUGAAAGAAUCCAUACUGGAGAAAAGCCUUAUGAGUGUAAACAGUGUGGUAAAGCCUUUAGAUGUCAUAAUUACCUUAGGUCACAUGAAAGAACUCAUACCAGUGAAAAACCUUAUCAAUGUAAACAAUGUUGUAAAGCUUUCAAGGGUUACAAUUCCCUUCGAAGGCAUGAAGGAAUUCAUGCUGGGCGAAAGCCCUAUGAAUGCAAGCAGUGUGGUAAAGCUUUCAUUUAUCCGUAUUUACUUCAUGCACAUGAAAUAACUCACACGGGUAAAAAGCCCUAUGAAUGCAAGCAGUGUGGUAAAGCUUUCAUUUAUCCAUAUUUACUUCAUGCACAUGAAAGAACUCACACUGGUAAAAAGCCCUAUGAAUGCAAACAAUGUAGUAAAGCCUUUAGAUAUCACAGUUCUCUUAUAAGACAUGAAAAAUCUCAUGAUGAUGGGAAAACCUAGUGGAGGUAAAUAAUAUUUUUAAAGACUUUCCAGUUCCCUUGUAAUGUCUGGAGAACAUAUGAAUAUAAAUUUAGUGAAUAUAAAACAAAUUGUCAGACCUUCAUGUUUUUGAAGUCUGGUUGGGGGAGGGGACGUUGGUUUUGUAUUUGUUCUCCAUUUGUUUGUGUAUGAAUACUUGCAUACCUGCCAUGAGUAUGUGUUAUCAGAAGACAACUUGCAGGAGUCUGUUCUCUCCUUAUGUGAGAUUGGAGAAUUAAACUCAGGUCAUCAAGCUUGGCAGCAAGUACCUUUUACCUCCUGCGCCAUCUUGCCAGAUUUGGUUUUUGUUUUUUCAGAUAAUGAUAGUACACACACCAUGGAGAAAAAUCCUGUGUAUGUAAGAACUGUAUUAAGGCCUUUAGUGCCAUUUAAAAACAUGGAAUGACUGAUUCUGGAGGAAUACGCAUUUGAAUGAAUAGGAUAUAGGAAUACUUCUCUCACAUUCACACAUAAUUUCCAAUACAGAUAGACAUUAUAAGAACAGUUAGCGCAUUGAUAAUGUAGCAGCCUGGAAAAUAAAGGAAAAGUUGUUUAAGUAUUUCAGCUACAAUAUAAAAAGCCAUGAGAGCACUUCUUUUGGAAGUGUAUUGAAAUCCAAUGCAAAUUCCGGUAUCCUCAAAAUUUCACAUGAAUGAAUUUAUGCAAUUGUGAGUAUAUUGUUUUCCCCUCUUUAAAGGAGGACCCUGCUGGGUUUGGUGGCACAGGCCUGUAACUACUGCUUCCUGGGCAACUUAGGUUUGAGGAUCAUAAAUUAAAACCUUGCCUGUGUAACUUAGUGUGGCCAUCCCUUAGUAAAAUGCAGAAGGGAGUUGGGUAUAUAGCUUAGUGGUGGAGUGCUUGCCUAGCAUUAAUGAUUGCCUCAUUUCAAUCCUGAGUCCAGCAGGCAUGGAAAAAAAAAAAAGGAAAGAAUAGUGAUCCCUGGACCUCAUGUUUCCAUUACUUUAAUGAAAAUAAUGGCAUGAAAGUCCUGUUAGUAGAGCUGUGUUCAUUAACAAGGAAGAAAAUUGCUGAGAUAAAGUUGGUAGCCAACCUCCUAAUUAAAUGAAGAUUAUGAGUUUACUUAUAGGUAUUGUGCUACACACCUAGGUUAUAUGGUAUGUCCUGUUGCUUUUAAGGGUCCAAACAACUACAAAAUGUUAUUUUACUGAACAGUGUUAAUAAUAUAAUAUUUGUGUACAGAGAAUGGUAUAAAGAUAGAUACUACACCUGUGAAGGGCAUCUGCCUUUAAUGGAACUUUCAGUACUAGAUAUUGCUUGAAUGAGAGUCUGGGUGAUUAGUAAAGAUGAAGGACAUUAUAGACUUGUGAUAUACUAAACUUUCUUUUUAAAUUUUUUGAAGUGCUUGCUAUAACUCCUUUGCCUUAUAAAUUUGAAAACAUACUUUUAAGCUUUUUUUCUUUUUUAAGGAAUUUUUUAAAUGUUUACAAAUUAAGACUA
Nannospalax galili (Upper Galilee mountains blind mole rat) is the source of this 4033-nucleotide messenger RNA. RefSeq names its product zinc finger protein 709. Gene Ontology annotation, biological process: regulation of DNA-templated transcription. The coding region runs from base 227 to 2557 and encodes 776 amino acids. The transcript is spliced from 4 exons. Lineage: Eukaryota; Metazoa; Chordata; Mammalia; Rodentia; Spalacidae. The record is from RefSeq and is a predicted model, not a curated record.